UUGAAAGUUCCAAAGCCAGCGUAAUUUUAUUUUACUUAGAGACAUAAUUUGAAUAGGCCCCAAAAAUUACCUCAUCUUUGAAUUCUGAAUACUAUGAAAGUUAAAAUCCAAAUAUAUGAUGAAGUAUCUUGCUGCAGUUCUCUACACAUAUUGUGCAAAUCUAAAUUUGUACAAUGUAAUGUGUAUCUGCAAUAACAUUUUCAAAAAAGAUUCUAUUAUUAUAAAAGUUAAAGUGUGCAGUUUCAUGUUUUAGUAUUUGUUUUAAUUAUUUGAAAAAUAAUUUAAAAUGCUUCAGUAGUGCAUGGUUUGUUAAUAUAUUGAAUUAUGUGUGUGUAUAUGUAUGUAAUGAAGCUCUAUAACUAUAUUAAUUAUCUUCCAUAAUUUUCUGUAAUUCGUACCAAUUAUGUUAUUUUGUAUUACUUUUCAUGGCUAUUUUUCCAUGUCUCAAAAGAAUCAAGGAAAUCAUUGUAAAUCUUCAGUAAUACUUUAAAUAUCCCAAAGUAUUUAUAUUUAAGCAUGAAAGCAUAUUUCAAACAGGAGGAAGAUAAAAAGAUUUUAUAAAGUCUCAUUUUAUCACUUAAUAAAGUGAUAAAAUUUGUUCAGCCUUUAUGUAAUAUUCACACAAUGUGCUAAGGUAUCAUAAAAAAGCUGAUUAUUGAAAAUUGAUGUUAUGAUAUCUUUUGGUACUUUCUGUCUUCAGUUUUUAAAGGAAACGGGUGUUUUAGCAAUAAUUUAAGUUCUCUAACUAAAAUUUGUAUUUAAUUAUAUGAAUUCAUACUAUUUUAAAAUGGUGCAGCAUUUUGGAGUUUUUAAUAAAUUAUUGGUAUAUGGUGAGUAUUUUUGGUAUGCAAGGCAUGUUGAUCAACAAUAGGCUUGCAGUUUGCAAAGGACACAUAACAGGAAAGGAAUGCUUUGCAACUUGAUUCUGUAUCAAACAUUUCUUAUAAACUGCCUAAUCUAUAAAGCUGAUUUCCAAGGUAAGUACAAUGAUAUUUCCCCACUUCAAGAAUAUAUUGAGGGGCUGGAGCGUGUCCAGAGAAAGGCAACGAAGCUGGACAUGGGGCUGGAAAACAAGUCUGAUAAGGAGCGGCUGAGGAAACUGGGGUUGUUUAGCUUGGAGGAGGCUGAGGAGAGACGUUAUCACUGUCUACAACUACCUGAAAGCAGGUUGUAGAGAGGUGGGUGUUGGUCUCUUCUCUCAAGUGACAGGCAAUAGGACAAUAGGAAGUGGCCUCAAGUUGCACCAGGGGUGGUUCAGGUUAGACAUCAGGAAGAAUUUCUUCACCUAAGGGGUUAUCGGUCAGUGGAACAGGCUGCCUAGGGUCACCAUCCCUGGAGGUGUUUAAAAGACGGGUAGUAGUGGACAGGUACAGUUGGACUCGAUGAUCUCAAAGGUCUUUUCCAGCCAAGCAAUUCUAUAAUUCUAUAUGGUAGAUGAAAACACAAUGGAAUUACCUUCUCUAGAAACCAUUUUUGUUUCAUGGUAUAUUCAUGUUUCAUGAUAUGGCAGUCUUGGUCAUACCUGUACCUCAGACAGAAUUUCCUUUUACACUACAAUACUUAUAUGUAAAAAUAAUAAAAAGAUUAUGUGAAAUACAUGCCACAGGUAUUUAAUUUCUGCUGCUCCCUCACAAACAAAGAAAAUGGUUUUGUCAAAAAGCAUGUACUAGAAACGUAAGAACCCACUGUUCAGUUAGACUGGGGAUCUGUAUUGUUUUACUGUUUGGCAGUUUUUAUGCAGUACACCUGUUGUUAAUAAUGUACCACCAGUGAAGGUUUCCCAUUGUUCUAGAUUUUUAGUAAAUUGCUGGUUCAAUGUAUUUCAUGAAAUAACAGCAUCAGGGUUGGGUUUUUUUUUGUAAUUAAUGCAUAGAACCUUUAUGUAACAAAUGCAAAUUCUAAAUAUCUCCUGCAUGCUUCAAACUAGGGAGAUGUUUGUUAAGUGAAUUUAAACAAUACUUAAGACACUCAGCUGUAGCUUUAAUAUCCUGCUCUUCUAAGCAUGAAAUUUAAAUGAGAAUUAGUACUGAAAGUGCAUGAUUUGGUUCAUAUAGCUGACCAGUUAGCAUCAGCUGUAUAGGAUUAUGUAGGAAAAAAAAUAGCUUUUAGAAUGUCUUCUAAACUGCUGGGUUUUGCUUGAUUAGUUUACUUGUUGAAUUUUCAGAAGUUUUCAUCAGCCUUGUCUUUGAGGGAUUAUUUAGUGUUCUCAUUUUUCUUUUCAAGAAAACAAACAAGCCUGACCAAAACCAAAAAAAAUUCUACCCAAAAGCCACAAAACCAAACCUUAGAAGUAUUCUGUGCAGGGUUUGUCUAGGAUAGAGUUAAUUUCCUUCACAGUAGCUCCUAUGGGACUGUGUUUUGGAUUUGUGCUGGAAACAGUGUUGAUAACACAGGGAUGUUUAUGGUUAUCGCUGACAUGUGCUGACACUGUCAAGGCCUUUUCUGCUUCCCACAGGUCCCACCAGCGAGUGUGCUGGGGGUGCAGAAGAAGCUGGGAGGGGACAUAGCUGGGACAGCUGACCCCAGCUAACCAAAGGGAUAUUAGGUACUGCAUGACAUCAUGCUCAGCAUAUAAAGCUGGGGCAAGAAGGAAGGGAGUGAUGUUUGGAUUUACAGCAUUUUAUCUUCCCAAGUAGCUGUUGCAUGUGAUGGACCCCUGCUUUCCUGGAGAUGCUGAGCACCUGCCUGCCAGUGAGAAGUGGGAGACAAUUUUAAAGAAGAACCCUGGACACUUGUUGACAACAGCAAAGCAAAAGAAAAAGCGAAAAAGAUACAGGAAAAUGAAAGACAAUCAUACAGAAAUCACAAAGCAAAAGUUAGACAAAGCAGCUCAUCAUCCAAUUCCAGAUAAUCAGGAAACAUCACACAGCGAAGAGGAUUAUUCAGAAGAAGAAAAGAGUAAAUCAUUGUGUGCAUUCAGUGAAAGUCCAAAGGAGCCGGUAACAGCCUGUGAAGAGCAGCCUGGUGGUGAUGAUGAAAGCCUAAAAGAAGCUGCAGUGUUAUCAAGAGAAAAGUCUCCCAUUGCUGUGUCUGAGGCCACAGUGAGGUCAAGCAGUGCACUGGAAAAUGAAUUACCUGUAGCAAGUGAUAGUUCACAUCUAAUAGAUGUAGAAGCCUUUUCUAAUGAAAACCUAAACAGAAAUGCAUUCAAUGAUGAGGAAACAAAUCAAAGACACAAGGAAAAUCUUUGCCAAAACAGUUUCCUAAAAGGGAACAAUGAUGAAAAUUCCAUCCAAGAAACAGAAGGCGCCUGUGAAGAUUAUAACAUGCUGCGGUUAAGCAUGGAAAACAAACUCGAAUCGUAUCAAAUUACUAAUGAACUUGAUCCGGAAGCUAAGCUGUUAAGUUUCAACAGUGAGGAAAAAGAAAUCUCUCAGUGUAACAAUUCAAACAUACAUGAUAACGUGCCUGAUAAUAAAACAGAGGACAAAGGUACAUUCAAAGGAGAAGAGAAUAUCUCCAGUGACUGGAGCUCCAAAAAUUUACUGACUGAGGAUUUGCAGCUGGGCUUUGAUACACAAGUGUCUUCUUGGUCUGAGGAUAAAUUUGUAGGUGAACAAAGACCCUGGGAAAUGAAUGAACCCGAACAGACUUGUACAAACAGUUCAACACCGCUAAACUGCUGUCUGUCAAAUCAAGGGUUGCUGAAGGAAAACCACCCUGUAACAGUAACUGAAGAGGCAGACAAUAUGCUAAGUAAUGGUCUAUCAGCAUCUGCACCUUGUGAAGUGCACUCUGAUUCCCUUGUGGAGGCCAGGGCCGGCUUCAUGCAGUGUUCGAGUGAAGUAAAUGUUCCAAUCAAUGGUGCUGCACCAAUUAUAUCAAAGGGGAAAAGAUGCAGAAGAAUUGUUAACCUGGCACCAAAAUUUAGUGUACCAAGACAGAUUGCUGGUAGUACAGAGGGAAGGAAGGAAGUCGCAAUAAAAGAUGAUGUUCCCCAAAAAAGUGUCCUGGAAGUUGAGCAAAAGAGCUUUCUAAGUAAGGACUGUGGAGAGGAAUGUGAGCAGACCCAUGCACUGCAAGAAAACUUUACACCUCACAGUGGCAUUGAGGCAACCUGUUCCUUACCCACCCCAGAUGCAGAUGCUCUGUUACAUGAUACUUGCCUUCAUUCAGAACCAUCUUUCCUUACGCCAAAAUAUUCCUGCAAGUUUUGUGUAGUUUCCAGGACGGAGGAGCAAGCCAGAACUCUUAAGCAGCAACAGGUAGUUGAUGAAAAAGAGAGCAAGAGUGAACAGCUUUCUUCAGAGGAUACAAAUAGCCAACCAGAUAUAUUGUCUUCUGUUGUUUCUGAAUAUCCAGAAGAUUCUAGUAUACUGGCAAGCUGUGGCGAAAUUGUGCACAAAGCAGAUGACCCUGAGCCAGCAGAGGCCUCACAACCUGAAGAUAAUCAAGAUGUGAAUAUGAAAUGUAGUUUUCUGGGACUUCCCUUAUCAUUAGGAUUCGCUUUUCAACUUGUGCAGCUCUUUGGUUCUCCAGGUCUUCCACUGGAAUCCUUGUUGCCAGAUGAUUAUAUAGUUCCUCUUGACUGGAAAGUUUCAAAGAUGAUCUAUUUACUGUGGAAGACCUCUGUGGAGGAGAAACAAAAAUCAGGUGGAUUGCAGAAUGGAGAUGCUAUGGCUGAUGAUAUUAUUAGUCUUGAAGAUCUAAAUAAAAAUGGCCAAGAGAACCAAGGCUCUUCUGAAAUACUUCCAGAAAUGGAGUUGUUUCAAGGAGUGAUGGAGGAGAACGUCAUGACCUCUGCUAGCACUGGCUGUCUGGAUGCUGUGUUUCAUCAGUCAUGAUUGACCAUCUUCAGUUCUGUGUGAAGGAAAAGAAAGUUAUCACUUUGAUUCUGACAUGGAAGAAAUUCACUUGGCCGCCAAGGAUUUUAAAAGUGAGAAAUAACCUGGAAGAAAGUAACAACUGUGGAUUUUUGGUGUGAAUCUUUGGCCAUCUACCAUCCCCUCAACCCCCUUGAUAUCAACCUCUCUG
This is a messenger RNA of Cuculus canorus (common cuckoo), 4974 nucleotides long. RefSeq lists its product as uncharacterized. Gene Ontology annotation, cellular component: nucleus. Gene Ontology annotation, biological process: negative regulation of transcription by RNA polymerase II. The coding region runs from base 2649 to 4784 and encodes 711 amino acids. NCBI's taxonomy places the organism in Eukaryota, Metazoa, Chordata, Aves, Cuculiformes, Cuculidae. Gene Ontology annotation, molecular function: transcription corepressor activity. The transcript has 6 exons. The record is from RefSeq and is a predicted model, not a curated record.